Molecule: messenger RNA, 647 nt
Organism: Rotaria sordida
Lineage: Eukaryota; Metazoa; Rotifera; Eurotatoria; Philodinida; Philodinidae
Source: the annotation of a GenBank genome assembly
CAGUACAAAUGAAUUCAACAAAUGGUCUAUAUGUAAUCAAAGGUGCAUACAAUCAAGAAAUAUUACAAGAUUUAUUGGACGGUUUCAUAAGCAAAUUUGUACUAUGUCGGUUUUGUGGCAAUCCUGAAACAGAAUUAAGCUUUUACAAGAAAAAUGGCAACAAAAUUUGUCAACGAUGCGAUGCUUGUGGUAAUACAAAUGCAAUUAGCAUGGAAUCUCAUAAGUUAACGACGUUUAUUUCAAAAAAUUGUUUGCAAGAAAACGGAAAUAAUGAGGGUCAUAAUUCACAAGAGAGCAUUCCAACUGAACAAGGAGCAACAAAUAAUGGCAAUGAUGAUGAUGAUGAUGGGAAUGAAGAUUGGGGCGAGGACUUAGCAUCAAAUAUCACUAAGUUGGACAUUCAUGUUAAAAGAAUGUCAAAAAUUCUUCUUAAACGUUAUGAAGAAGACAUCAUUGUAGAAGAAGUUUUUUAUGCAUGGCAUAAAAAGGCAUCGAAACGACUCGUUGAUAAAGCAAUAUCAGAAGAUAUUCGAGAGUAUGCCAAGGAAUUCAUCGAAUGGUUACGCACAGCUGAAGAAUCGAGUGAUGAAGAAGUCGAUGAAGUCUCCAAUCUUCGAUCACCAAGUGAAAAUGAUCUUGGACACUAA